AACCGUUAGUGAGCGGUUCAGGUGAGUUUAGGUUUAGGUUAGUUACAGUUCUAACUGUGUCCAGGUUAGAGGUUCUGAUUCUAGCUCAGCUGUAGGAGUCUCUUAUAUCAUUGUAAAACUACGUUAGCAUCCGGAGGACGUCAUAAAUCAAGUGUGUGUCAUGGCUCUGGCGUCUCCGUGCGGGCUGCUGUCUGAUGAGGACGAGUGCGGGGCUGUGUUGGAGUCCACAGCUGCUGAUAUUGGAGCUGUGGUGAGAGCUCUGCCGGAGAUCUCCGCCAUCAGCCCUGCUGCAGACCCCCGUACACCCACUCGAGAGAUCACGACUGAUGUCAGUAGAAGAGGCAGCGCUGAUGACGGCUCAGAGAAGCUGAAGGUUUUCCUGCGGAUCCGUCCUCUUACUGAAGCAGAGCAAGAGCGGGGAGAGGAGCAGGGUUGUGUAAAUGUGCAGUCUGAGGACAAUCUGCUUCUCCGAGCGCCCAAAGACUCCCACAACAUGAAGAGUGCCGAGAGAGGCGUCGCUCAAAGCCUGCACAAGUUCACCUUCACAAAGAUUUUUGGAGCCCAGAGCUCUCAGCAGGAGGUCUACGAUCACACCAUACGGGAGAUGGUGCGAGACGUUCUGCGUGGAGAAAACCGGCUCCUCUACACUUACGGCGUGACCAACUCGGGCAAAACCUACACCAUACAGGGUGCGGGUGGAGAGGCGGGUCUGCUGCCGCGAGUGUUAGUCUCUGUGUUCCUGAAGCUGUCUGGACGACUGUACUCCGCUAUGGACCUCAAGCCUGUACUGAGCCAGGAGGUCCGUAAACUGGACACGGGAGAGGUCCGUGCUGAGGAGAUGCGGCGUGACGCUUUUCUGAGAGAGGUUUUCCUGCGGAUCCGUCCUCUUACUGAAGCAGAGCAAGAGCGGGGAGAGGAGCAGGGUUGUGUAAAUGUGCAGUCUGAGGACAAUCUGCUUCUCCGAGCGCCCAAAGACUCCCACAACAUGAAGAGUGCCGAGAGAGGCGUCGCUCAAAGCCUGCACAAGUUCACCUUCACAAAGAUUUUUGGAGCCCAGAGCUCUCAGCAGGAGGUCUACGAUCACACCAUACGGGAGAUGGUGCGAGACGUUCUGCGUGGAGAAAACCGGCUCCUCUACACUUACGGCGUGACCAACUCGGGCAAAACCUACACCAUACAGGGUGCGGGUGGAGAGGCGGGGCUGCUGCCGCGGGGGUUAGUCUCUGUGUUCCUGAAGCUGUCUGGACGACUGUACUCCGCUAUGGACCUCAAGCCUGUACUGAGCCAGGAGGUCCGUAAACUGGACACGGGAGAGGUCCGUGCUGAGGAGAUGCGGCGUGACGCUUUUCUGAGAGAGAAUUUGGGUGAAUGUGACCCUAAUCCUAAUGUAAAACUGCUUCUGCGGGUGUGUGUUUGUCCUCCAGACUCAGAUGGCGUGUGUUUGGAGGCGAAUGGUUUGUGUCUCAGCGGUGGAGAGGAUCUUGAGGAGGGUGUGCAGUUCUCAGUCUGGGUCUCGUUUUAUGAGAUCUACAACGAGUUUCUUUACGAUCUCCUGGACGCUCCACCUUCACUUCAGUCCCACAAGAGAGCCACGCUACGCCUCAGCGACGACAAACACGGAAACCCUUAUGUAAAGGAUCUGACCUGGAUUCAGGUACGAAGUGCAGAAGAGGCCUGGAAAGUGCUUAAAGCUGGACAACGCAAUCAAAGCUUUGCCAGCACUCACCUAAACCACAACUCCAGCCGCAGCCAUAGUAUCUUUACUAUCCGUGUUCUACAUGUCAAGCCACAAGCAGAGCUGGGACAGGUGACCAGAAUCAGCGAGCUCUCUGUGUGUGAUUUGGCGGGGUCUGAGCGCUGUAAAGCCCAGCAGAACGGAGAGCGAAUGAAAGAGGCGAACAACAUCAACACCUCUCUGCUGACGCUGGGGCGCUGCAUCACUGCUCUGAGACACAACCAGACCAAUAAGUCUCGGCCUCCGCUGGUCGUUCCGUUCAGAGACAGCAAGUUAACCAGGGUCCUGCAGAGCUUCUUCUGUGGUCAUGGCCGCUCCUGCAUGCUGGUCAACAUUAACCCCUGCGCCUCCACAUAUGACGAGACGCUGCAAGCACUCAAGUUCUCUGCCAUCGCCACACAGCUGGUGCACGGGCCGUGCAGUAAGACGCGGGUGGCUUAUAUUCUGUCGCUGCUUCGUGAGCCGCCUGCGCAUCUCAACAACACCACUCUACUGGAGGAGGAGAGCGACGAGGAAGGAGACAUCACCAUGUUUGAUCCUGAAAACUGCAGGAUCUCAUGUGGGACGUGUCUGUUGCAGAACCUGAAGCAGCUGCGGCUGGAGCUCCAGAUGCUGGGUGUGAAGCUGCAGUCUGGAGAACGAGCGUGCUGCCGCAACACCGACGGAGAGAGGCUCCGAAACGCACUCUCCUCCGCCGACGGCAAACUCGCCAAACAGGACCAGAUGCUGGUGGAGCUGCACACUAGCCUGCAGCUGGUCAGAGCAGACCUGCGCAAGAAAGACGAGCUGCUGGCACAGCUACAGCACAGCCAGCCUCCUCCGCCAGCGUCCGGCUCCUGCAAGAAGAGGGGCUGCGGCGUGGCUUACGUGGAGAACCAGCCUCCUGAGAAGCGCCCCUUCUUCCGCUCGUUCUUCCCCUCGCGCCAGAGGCCUGAGGCGGGCACACCGUACACCCGAGUGUUGCGCUCGCGCCAGCCGUCCCCUCCGUCCACUCCCAUACAGCUCCGAGUCAAAUAUUAGGAGCUCAGCAGUGGACGCAGACAAGAGCUUUUAUAUCUUGCAGUUUUUAUAUUUCUGUCUUUAAUAUAAUCAGGUGGCCGUUUGACGCAUGAAUG
This is a messenger RNA of Sinocyclocheilus grahami, 2850 nucleotides long. Its product is annotated as kinesin-like protein KIF20A. The record is from RefSeq and is a predicted model, not a curated record. The coding region runs from base 161 to 2755 and encodes 864 amino acids. NCBI's taxonomy places the organism in Eukaryota, Metazoa, Chordata, Actinopteri, Cypriniformes, Cyprinidae. Gene Ontology annotation, cellular component: mitotic spindle; spindle microtubule; nucleus. The transcript has 18 exons. Gene Ontology annotation, biological process: microtubule-based movement; mitotic spindle assembly; spindle elongation. Gene Ontology annotation, molecular function: microtubule binding; ATP binding; plus-end-directed microtubule motor activity.